This is a messenger RNA of Neurospora tetrasperma FGSC 2508, 2219 nucleotides long. RefSeq lists its product as uncharacterized. Gene Ontology annotation, cellular component: membrane. The coding region runs from base 70 to 2037 and encodes 655 amino acids. Gene Ontology annotation, biological process: transmembrane transport. Gene Ontology annotation, molecular function: myo-inositol:proton symporter activity. Lineage: Eukaryota; Fungi; Ascomycota; Sordariomycetes; Sordariales; Sordariaceae. The transcript is spliced from 4 exons. The record is from RefSeq and is a predicted model, not a curated record.
CUGCUUCCCAGAAAGUUGAUACACUCUAGGGGCUUGCUUGGUGUAAGUGACCAAGCGUUCACCUUGACCAUGGGCCACAAUCCAGACCUGGACAGUAGCGGCACUGCCGGAGAACCCAAGGGUGUCACCGGCUCGCACAUUGAACAAACCUCGUCCAACCUCGAAGCCAACGUUAACCUCGAAGCCAAGCUCAAGAACCCGCUCGAAGGCCUUUCCCGCGUCGAGCUCCUGUCACGCGUCGAGACCUUUUGCGCCGAAAAGAACCUAACCGAGCACCUCCCUCUCUUCCGUAAGGGAGCACUCAUCGCCCAAUCCCCGGACAACUAUGCGUCCAUCUCGGGCCCGGAAGCCUUGGAUGAUGAGGAGAAGGCAGUACUUUUGAAGGAGGUCGAACACAAGUGGCGGCUGCCGGCAAGACUGUUCCUGACGAUUGCGACUUGCUCGAUCGGUGCUGCUGUCCAAGGUUGGGAUCAGACGGGCACGAAUGGCGCGAAUAUCUUCUUCCCCAACUAUUACGGUAUCGGAGGGGACACUGCGAGGGAGAAGUUGCUUGUCGGAUUGAUCAAUGCUGGGCCUUAUAUUGGGAGCGCAUUCAUCGGUUGCUGGCUUUCUGAUCCCAUCAACAACUGGAUCGGUCGUCGUGGUGUAAUCUUUGUCUCUGCUCACUUCUGUAUCUGGCCCGUCAUCGGUUCUGCUUUCUGUCACACAUGGCCCCAGCAACUGGCCUGCCGUCUGCUGAUGGGUAUCGGUAUGGGUGUAAAGGCAUCAACGGUGCCGAUUUAUGCCGCGGAAAACUCGCCUGCUGCUAUUCGAGGUGCGCUGGUUAUGUCAUGGCAAAUGUGGACAGCCUUCGGCAUCUUCUUGGGAACUGCUUUUAACCUUGCCGUCUUCAACGCCAGCUCCAACGUCAACUGGCGCCUCAUGCUCGGUGCCCCCUUCAUCCCCGCCGUACCCCUGCUUCUGCUCAUCUAUCUUUGCCCCGAGUCCCCGCGCUGGUACAUGAAGAAGGGCCGCUACCCAGAAGCCUGGAAAUCCAUGGUCAAGCUGCGCAACCACCCUAUCCAAGUUGCCCGGGACAUGUUCUACAUCCACUCGCAAUUGGAAGUUGAGCACCAGCUCCUCGCCGGCUCCAACUAUGCCAAGCGCUUCGUUGAGCUCUUCACCGUCCCUCGUGUUCGCCGCGCCACCCUCGCCGCUUUCACCGUCAUGAUUGCCCAACAGAUGUGCGGAAUCAACAUCAUUGCCUUUUACAGCACCACCAUCUUUAAGGAUUCCGGCUCCACCGAAUUCCAAGCCCUGCUUUCGUCCUUCGGCUUCGGUCUAGUCAACUGGCUCUUCGCCUUCCCCGCCUUCUGGACCAUCGACACCUUUGGCCGGCGCUCUCUACUUCUCUUUACCUUCCCGCAAAUGAUGUGGACCCUGCUAGCAGCCGGCCUCUUCACCUUGCUCGACAUGGGUACCGCCCGGACCGCGCUUGUCGCCUUAUUCGUCUUCCUCUUCGCCGCGUUCUACUCCCCCGGUGAAGGUCCUGUCCCCUUCACCUACUCGGCCGAAGUCUUCCCCCUCUCUCACAGAGAAGUAGGCAUGGGCUUUGCCGUUGCCACCUGUCUCUUCUGGGCAUCUGUUUUGGGUAUUACCUUCCCCUUCUUGCUUGACUCUCUCGGCACCGUCGGCGCCUUUGGUCUUUACGCGGGCUUCAACCUGGUGGCGUUUAUUGCCAUCUUCUUGGUCGUGCCGGAGACGAAGCAGAAGACGCUCGAGGAGUUGGAUUAUGUCUUUGCUGUGAAGACGAGCAAGUUCAUGUCGUACCAGUGCACCAAGGCGCUGCCGUGGUUCAUCAAGAGAUGGGUGUUUUGGCAGAGGAAUGCGAAGCUGGAGCCACUUUAUGAGUUUGAUCGGAUCAAGGAGGCGGAGAAGGAGAGGAGGGCAGAGGAGGAGAGAAGGGCAAAGGAGACAGGAACUAUCACCUCUACUGCUACAGGAGCCGAGUUGGAUGAAAAGAAGGGACUGAGCCAUGUGAAUGCUCCUAAUGCUUAGAUAGACAGGGGACGGUUCGGUUUGGUUGGUGCGUUGUUGGCCGGUCUUGGAGAUUGUCAUGUGGUUUGGAUGGACGGAUUAUGAUAUCUCUUUCCUGUCGUUCCUUCGGUCAUGUCCUCAUGUGUUACGCUCCCAAUAUUGAUACCACUAUAACAUUUCAAGCAAAUAAAAGAAAUUUGAUG